This is a messenger RNA of Pimephales promelas (fathead minnow), 10127 nucleotides long. RefSeq names its product BAH domain and coiled-coil containing 1b (gene bahcc1b). The record is from RefSeq and is a predicted model, not a curated record. Lineage: Eukaryota; Metazoa; Chordata; Actinopteri; Cypriniformes; Leuciscidae. Gene Ontology annotation, molecular function: chromatin binding.
AGAGCCUCUGACUGCUUGUACGGGGCUCGAUUCAGCAGAAGCUCUUACUACUACGGUGCAUCUCCGAACUUCUGCACUGCACACGCACUGCAAUCAGCAGACUCUAGGAUGUAACCAUUUCCAAAUGUUUUUAUUCUGCUUCUGCUCUCUUUUGCGUAUUUUUUGUAUUAUGUUUUUUUAAUCCAUUUAUUGUUUUGCAAGGAAUAACUUACCAAAAACAUGACUGGCACAUACUUUUUUGGCCGUCAGAGCCAAAACGGUCCUGAAUGCAAGACCUAACCGAAACUCUUAACGGAAUUAUAACAUCUGGGCGGCGUUUGAUUCGGUUCUCGUGGUUUCCCGUUCUGGAUUUCGGAUUUAACGUUUUUUUAUCGGGAUGGAAGGACGGGAAUUCGCUCCUCCGCCGCACCUUUUGGCAGAGCGAGGCGCGCUGGUUCACAGAGCCGCCUCGAGGAUCACUCAUGCCGGGCACACGACAGUGCAGCAUCCCGGUCACUUUCAGCCUGGGAAAUAUUACACUUCACAUAUGGCGAUGCCUCCACAUUCAGGAAGUGGACUGAUAGGGAACUCCCCUGCCUCCUUCAUGGGAACAUUUCUGGCCAGCAGUCUGGGAUCUCCUCCCUCCCAUCCCACCGGACCCCCAUCAUCCCCCUCUUCUCCACCCUAUCGCUCUGGACCUCACUCCACUGCCCCGUCACAGAUCUGGUUCUCCCACUCACAUGAAGCCCCAGGGUAUCCCCGCUUUUCAGGGAGUCUAGCCCCCACCUUCCUGUCCAUGAGCCCCCUCGAUCACCAUGGCAACAGCAGCGUACUCUAUGGACAGCACCGUUUCUAUGACACUCAGAAAGAUUUCUAUCUACGAAACCUACCGUCGCAGCCCCAACUUCUCUCCUCCAAUCACAGCCUCCCACCAUUAUCAAGGACCGCUCUCGCCCACCCAUUGGACUCCUGCAGUCGUGAGCGGGAACCUGGGAGCACAGCAUCCCAGAAGAGCUCCAAAGAGACGGGUGUAGCAGAGCGAAGAGUAGCACCCGGAGGCAAAGAAAAAGAAAAGAGUAAACAAGAGUCCAAGCAGGAUCGUCAUCAUCAUGGUCCUCCCACCCUUCACCACCACCACCAGCACCAGCCACAACACCACCCCCAUGGCCUAGAAGAACAUUUUCGGCACAAAGAUGAUCCUAAGACACUUAGUUCCUGCCUGCUCAGCACCAAGACCCAGAAUGGCUCUGAUCCAGGGGCCACAACUAGGGGCUCCCUGCCAAGUUGUGUGGGGCCGGGGGCCUCGGGUCUGGGGACUGGCCGGCAGAGCAGCAGAGAUGGUCAUUGUUGCAAGGAAGGAGUCAGUGGAGAGAUGCGAAUUAGUGAGCAGCCCUCAGACUGUCUUCGCCACAGUGCCAUGUUGGGCCAUGCCCACCCAGUGCCCUACUCCAUGCCUCCUCACCUUAGCCUAGGGUCUGCCGUAGGAGCAUCCUGGCUGCACCCAAGUCAUCCGCACCAUCAUCAUCCUCAUCAUCCCCACCCAGAUCUCUUCUGCCCACCACCCCCUGCUCCACUAACCAUGCCCACUGCUCAGGAAAAGAGCCUUGGCAGGGACUCUGAGUUAACAGGGCCUACGUUUGUGCCCUCUGUGGGGCCACUGAGAGACAAAACCAGUGGACCAUUCCAGCUAGGAAACCCUCACUGUCGAGGUGUGGGAGGUGGGAUGGUCGGGGGUGGUGCAGGGAAAGAAAUGAAAACUCCUGAGAGGAGUAGCAGUGGAAGUCGAGCAACUACCCUACUGCCUCCUCCGAGUAGCUGCCAAAGAAAAUCUUCCCAGCAGCAACACACAUAUGGCAAAGCAGACAAGAGCCCAGACUGGCCCCCGGGCCCACAUUCACGCACAAACGAGGUUCAGCACAGUCAGAAUCAGAAUCCCCACUCGGCUCGUUCAUGUAGUUUGGACAGCACUGAGGAAUCUGAUGCCUUCCGUCCCUCUCUGCCACAGGGGACGAAGGGUGGCCACCAAGCGAAGAGUAGCAUUUAUGCCAGCACUCCACCUUUCCGGGACUGUACCCACUCAGGUCCGUCGAACAGGGCUUCGUCCGAAGGUAAAGGUGCAACAGAGAUUGAGUGUACCCUUCAGAGGAACACUCAGAGAGUUGCACGGAUACGUCAUCAGCAGCACAGUAACAGGGCUAGCACUGGUGGACAGGGUCCAGAGUUGGAGCAUAGCAGCAGCGCACAAGACAAGAGGAAGAUGGACUUGGAGUCCAAGUCACAGGGACACAGUGGGCAUCAGACCGGCAAUCAUCCCUCCUGGGAGGUUCAAGGACACCCGGCUCGGCUGGAUGAAGAACCGCACAAGGCUUACAACUCUCUGGGUGCUGUUUCCCAGACUUCACGUGGGGACCAAGGGCCUCUUCCCCCUCUAACCGCCCCGCAGGAGGCCACACUGGGCCACCAGGGACCUGAAAGUAAUGCCAUGAGUAGUCUAAUGAAGUACAGCAGCCAGCAACCACUGCUGUUCUCUCAGAAGAGCCCAUUUGGUGGCCUGGGCUGCAUCAAGCAGGGGGCAGUAACUGGGGAGAGGAGUGAGAGAAGCGACAAAAGCGGAAGCGGAGCGAGCAGUGCUCUACAGGAGGCGAAUCAGACCCUGCCCCCCAGGAGAUCCUCAUCAUCUGGGGAGAACGCGCGUUUAGAGCGGGCGGGCAAGGACUCAGGGGAAGCUCAGGGGGAGGGAGAGGUGCGACAGCCCCCUGUAGGGAUAGCAGUGGCCGUUGCCAGGCAGAGAGAGCCCCUGUGCCGCCUGCCAGACGGGCAUCCCACCCACAGCCACCAUAGCAGAGUGAUGCCCAGCAUGAAGGGUGUUGGACGCCCAAUGUACCCGCUGGAGCGGGAGAUGGAUGAAGACAGGAAGAGAAUCUGUGAGGAGCAGCUUGGACUGCCUCCAUUCGACAGAGAGCGGGAACUCCUCCUCAGGGAAAACAAAGACAGAGUUGAGUUUGCCAGGAUCCACCCCUCCAGUAGUUGCCAUGGAGAUUUGACCUCACACCUUAUUGUGCCAGGCGGUAGCCAAUUAGGCACCGAGCCAUCUGCUCACGCCCACCCCGCCCAUCAUCACUGGAUGCCUCGGACAGGAAGUCCCUCCCUCUGGAUGGGUCACUCUUAUGGUCUCAGUCAUGCAGCAUUGCACCAGAACUUGACCCCAGGCUUCUCUGCAACCAUGCCCAGCCCCUUGCAGCCAGUCUUGCCCCUGCCUCAGGACCCCUCCACCGCCCUAGUGGUAUUGCCUACCGAGCCAGCAGCCCACCCUGCCACUCAUCACCUUGAUGUAAUGGAGCAGCAGGGACUGUGGCCCCCUGUUUACGGAGCCCGAGGGCCCGCCUCACACAUGCAGCAUCCCGCAGUCUAUUCCCGCACCCAGUUUCUACGGCAACAGGAACUCUAUGCGCUGCAGCAACAUCAGCACCAGCAGCACCGAGCGGCACAGGCAAUGGAGUUGGUGCACAGACACAGUCACUCACAGAGGAAACCUGAGGAUCCCCCCAUCGAUCUGGUUGAGGGAUCGUCUGAGCUCCGCACGCCUAAGCACACGAAGCCUUUCUCCGGUGGACCCUCCGCUAAACCUCCCCCCUCCUCCUCGUCCCCAGGGGGCUGUGCCUCUCGUCUUUCGCCCUGUUGUCGCUCUCCCGCCCCGCGGUCCCAUCUCAAGAGUACGCCCUGCACGCCCUGCCCUGAGCCCAGCCCGGCCGUGGCUGCCCCUUGUUCCCCUUCACUCAGCCCCCACACCACCCCCCACCACCUACCAAAACCCGCAGAGUCCCAGGACAAGAGGGGUGAGGGCCAGCCGCCACAGGACUACCCUCAGUCUCUGGAGCCUGAUCUCCCUCCUGGCUACACUUACCCCGCCAUCGCCAUGGGCUACAAGGGUGGCCCCUCCCCUCAAGAAGUCCAAUUGGCUGAGCAUGCCGACUUAGAGGCGGAGCAAGCGGAACCUGCAGAACCUGCACCUCAGCCCCACCCCCUUUCUCCGAAAGAGGAGGAGCCUGUUUGCCACACUGGCGUUGGCUCUCCUACUAGAAUGUCCCAGGAAGUAGAGGAUGUAGCAGAGGAGGGUGAAGUGACAGACAGACAGGUGGAUGAAGGACAGGUGGAUGCCGCUCUCUCACAAACUUCCCUUUGCCCCGUUACUGACUCUACAGUAGCGGAUUCCCAUUCGGACCGGACAACCAUGAUCCCCAAUAGCCAGCCUAGUGAAAUGGAGAGUCCAGCGCCAGCUGAAGACAACAAGAAGCAAGAUGAGGAUCUACAAGACCCUUUCCAGAUUUCCGUGACCACCACCCAGGAUUUAAAGUCUGUGGAACCUACCGAGCACGACCCAGAGAGGGUUGCUGAGGAUGAGUGCGCGUCACCCACACCAGCUUUCUCCCCCUGUCCUGAGCCCUCUGCACUGGGGAAUCAGUACCCCGGGAGCUGCAUUUGGAGCCUGGAACUGCUCAUCGCAGCAGCACUGUGUGCCACGCGAGAUGCCCAAAUGACGGCCCCUGUACCUGUGUCUGGGAAUGCAGUGGCGCCUAAUUAUGGCAUAGAGUUACUGAGUGAACUGGCAGACCUGGAACGAUCCCAACAGCAGAGCAACAACAUGGGAGAGAAUGGAGAAGAAGACAUGUUGACCUUUGACCUUCAGAGUUUGGCAACCCUAGCUGCCGCCCGGGCGUUGGAGCUGGCCCCGCCCCUUCCAGUAGACUCAACCCCACCCCUCCGCAAAAUUCUCAAUCUGCGCAGGAAGUGCAGGUGGACGCCACGGCCUGAACCGGUGUGUCCUGUUAAGGGUACCAUGGAAACGCUCGACCGGGAGGAGCUAGCGAUGCGUGUGCGGCUGGCAGAACUGCAGCGGCGCUACAAGGAAAAACAGAGAGAGCUUGCCAAGCUUCAGAGAAAACAUGACCACCAGAAAGAAGAGACCUCACGCAGUCCAGCUCGUCGAGGACCCGGAAGGCCACGCAAGCGCAAGUCCACACCCCCUAUCCCCACAGAUGCCCCUAAAAAAGUCAAGUCGGCUGGAGCGGGGGCGGGGCCGGGUCUGCUUACAGUGGAGGACUUGACUGGAGGCGGAGACAGGAAGAGGAAGAAGAGGAGGAUGACCAGUAGCCCUUACCACCAUCUCUCUAGCACACAGAUGAAGGCUCACUGUAGGCCAAGAGGCAGGCCAAGACUGCUGAGCACUAAGUUUAAGCAGAAAGCUUGCUCACAGCUGAAGCAGAAAGCCAAAGUUAAGCGUGGAUCGAGACUGGUGAACCUGUUGUGUCACAGAGAGGCCAAAAUGCAGAGUACUCUUACGGAACAUCUGUCCCGAGAUUGUAACAAAACUGGAGAGAACAGUGACACAGCAGGCAGCAGGACAGCAGUCCACCAGGGAUCCGAUGGGAAGCGGACUAUGAGAAGAGGUGUGAAGUCAAAGGCCAUCCUGAGCUCCUCACCCCUGCCAACCCGAACUCAGCAGCUGAUGUGCGAUACGGCUGUGACCGAUAGCAAGCAAGAAGCUACAGAGAAGGGCAUCGCUCCCUCCGACAGCAACUCAGAGGAGGAAGAUGACGGCAUCUACAACAGCGAGGAAGGGGCAGAGGGCUUCAAGAAUCUAUCAUCUAAAGAGCAACUGUCUGGAGUCGGCCGUCCUUUACAAUGCUCCAUCAUGAAGCUUGAGGCCAAUCAGAAAGCCAAGAACAAAACAGAAAGACAGGGAUACGGGUCUUUGAAUGUGUCCAUCGCUAAAGAAGAGGUGAAGAGAAGGAAGGCCCCCUGUAGGCAAGCCCUGGUCAGUGCUGACCAUAACCACUCAGAACUGGAGGAGGAAAGGAGAUUGACUGGCUCUAAGUGGAGAGAGGGGUCAAGGGAGAACACCUUUGACCACACUAGCCUUCUCAAGACCUUGCCUACUCCACGAGAAAUCACCACCAGGAAGAGUGCAGUGCUUUUUGGCAAGAGGAAAAGCUGUUGGUUAGAAGCACUGUCGUCUCAGUGUGAUGACAUCACUUGGAGCAGACGAAACAAAAACAAGCAGGCUAAGGGGCGAGCAGUCAGUCGUUUGCUGGAGAGCUUUGCUGCCGAUGAGGGAUUCCGGAUGGAUGACGACAGCAGCUUCUCAGAAGGAGAGGAAGAUGAAGAGGAAGAGGAGGAGGAACCAGAGCCGAUGGGCUGUGCAUUGCCGGCCCUGCCCAACUGCAUUCUCACCAAAGAAAUCCUGAAGGAUGGAUUGAAAGUGUUAAUCUCAAAGGAGGACGAGUUACUGUAUGCUGCCUAUGUACAUACACUGGACCUGCCUGAUAUCUAUAGUGUUGUCGUUGAGGGAGAGCGUGGAAACAGACCGAGGAUCUACUCUCUGGAGCAGCUGCUUCAGGAAGCGGUUUUAGAUGUGCAGCCGGAGACAGUGGAAACUCUGACGGCUGGAACAAGAGUGUGCGCUUACUGGAGUGAACGAUCGCGCUGUUUGUAUCCUGGAUAUGUCCGUAGAGGAGGUCCAGGUGAGGAACAGAAGGAGGGCAGUGUCAUGGUAGAGUUUGACGAUGGAGACCGGGGAUGGAUUUCUCUUUCAAGCAUUCGUCUGCUUCCGCCAGGCUACCAAAUCCACUGUGCAGAGCCAUCACCAGCUCACCUGGUCUCACCUAGGUGCCGCAGGAGGAAGACCUCCACUCAAGAGAAGAUAACUCAGCAGGCUGAUGUGUCCUCAGAGCAUUCUGCUAACACAGAGCCCAGGAAGAAUGUUGUUAAAGCCAAGCCAGGAAGGCCAAAAUCUGUCAAUGCAUCAUCAAAGAGCUGUGUGUCUGUGAAUGUGACUGGAACCGCUUCCCCUCUUCUUGGCUGGCCAGUUGCCACCAUGUCCAGGAGGAAACCCUCCAUGGAUUUGUUCCAGUUUAAUGGGUUAACGAAGAAAGCUCUGCGAGGAAAGGAGUCAGACAUGUUCCCCUUACUUAGCUCCACCAUGACCACUCCAGCCAAAGGCAUCUUCAGCACUUCCUUUGAGGUGGACUCCUUCAGCAGCAUUGCUAAUGGUUGCACUUCCUUUGGAAAUCAGCAGUUGGCAACAGGUCUGCCUCUUAGUCAGAAGGGCGUCUCUGGCUUACGUGGUAGAAAGAUAGGAGACAGGAAGGAAUUUCUCGUCAAACUGGACCAUGAAGGGGUAACGUCCCCCAAGACUAAGAAUGGAAAAGCAUUGUUGCUUCUUGGGAACCCAGAGGUACAAAGAGGUGGGCGACUGGAAAAGGGCUUCGGAGCCAAAGGAAUAGGAGAACUGACCUCAACAAUGGGCUACUCCCAGUCCGUUCUUCUCGUCAAAGAUGCCAAAAGGAACAGUUGCCAUAUUCUCAAAGGUUCAUCAGACAUGCGGAAGCACCCUCAGGGUCUUGGGCUUAGUGAAUAUACAGAUUAUGGGCCAAACUGCCACAGCGACUGCCUAAGCUCCUAUUCAGAUAUGGAUGAAGAUGAAGACGAGGAUGAAGAUGUCAGAAGGGCAGACAUGCGCACCACUGGACGCUUUCUGUCUCGUCUUUCUGUUUCGUCGUCGUCCUCGGGGUCCUCCAGCGCCUCUAGUUCGGGCUCGUCCAGCUCUAGCAUCUGCUCGUCUGACAAUGACUCGUCCUACAGUUCAGAUGAAGAAGAGGCAUCACGGCUUCUGCUUCAGGGUUGUCUUUCUUCUCAUCACACAUUGCUUCAACAACAGCAGCAUCCUGAACCUCCCACCGCCCCACCACGACACACUUUCGGAGCCAAAACUAUAACUAUCCCUAAUUCAAAGGCUGCAGUAAAUAAUAGUACAGGAAAACCUCCAAGGAGAAAGGAUAUUGCCAACAACUCAUCCUCUGUAGUACAGUCCAAAUCUUCCAAAGACUUCCCUAAAAAACAGAAGUUACCAUCUUCAGAGGGUCCACCAAACUCAUCCUCGUUCAUGCCAGGACGGCAGCUGUGGAGGUGGUCUGGGAACCCAACUCAGAGACGGGGUUUGAAAGGAAAAGCCCGAAAGCUCUUCUACAAGGCCAUCGUUCGGGGGAAAGACACCGUCCGAGUUGGAGACUGUGCGGUGUUCCUCUCUGCUGGUCGACCCCACCUCCCCUUUAUUGGUCGCAUUGAGAGUCUGUGGGAAUCCUGGUCCAGCAACAUGGUAGUCAAGGUAAAGUGGUUCUACCACCCUGAGGAGACCAAGCUUGGAAAAAGGCACCGGGAUGGGAAGCAUGCCCUUUACCAAAGUUGCCAUGAGGACGAAAAUGACGUCCAAACCAUCUCCCAUAAGUGCCAGGUGGUAAGCAGAGCUGAAUAUGAGCGCCUGAGCCAUAUCAGGAAACCAAACAGCAACAGUCAAGAUCUGUACUACCUGGCUGGAACUUACGACCCCACCAGUGGCCAGCUGGUGACGGCAGAGGGAGAGUCGAUCAUCUGCUAACGUUUGAAAAUGGCUGAAUGCACUACUGAAAUCGUGAGAUACAAGAAAUGGCUGACAAUCAGGCCAGACAAAACUAGCAUGACGUAAAAAGUGAGUUUAACCCACAGCUAUGGGUUUCUGCAGCCACUUUUAUCUCCACUCUUAGAGAAACAGUAUAUUAUCAAAUGGAUUGUGGGGAGGACCAAUCGUGGUGAUCACUCUAUGAAGGCUCCACAGACAUGGAAUAUUUUUGUAUCUAUUAAUGAAAAAGACACUGGAUUUUUUUCAGAGUAGGAUAUUUAGACUGACAGACGUGGAUUGGAGGUGCAAAACACUGAGUGAAAUUUUGGAUUUGCGGAAGGUUCUUUUGGAAAGCUCUUCACUGGUUAAUCAAGUCAAAUUGAUGUCACCAGGACUUUUAAAUAUCCCAGCAGGACCAAAUACACUGUUUCUUUGAGGUGUGGUAUGAUCUGUUUGUGUUUGCGUGAGAGGAGGUGUGAAUGAGAGGGUAUUUUUUUUGCUUUAUGCAAAUAUGUGAACAACCAUGUGUGUAUGUAGAGAUCAGCCACAAAAAAAACAAAACAGGAAUGGGUGUUAACCUGGAGAUUAGAGGCCUAACUGGUGUUCUAAAUUGAAUGAUACUCUCAUGUGUUGUACAGUCUAAUAACCUCUUUUGACAAUACCAGGGAUUUUUUAUUGUUCUUUUCUCAUUGUUUUGGCGCUAAUGAUUAUGUCAAUAUAUUAAUAAGUCCGUUUAUGAGCAAACAAAAAACACAAGACAAAACAAAAGGAAUGAUUUUUCCAGUCAAGCCAUACACUUCUGUACCUCUUGCUUAUAUUCUCAUUCAGGUGUAUAGUUGUACAAUUGAUUUAUUUGAUGUGUGUAAAUAUAUAAAUAUAUAAAUAUAUAUUAAAAACAACAAAUGUAAAUAUAAUAUAAAUGAAGAGAGAGCUCUAUUCCUCUUUAUUGCUCUUGAUUGUGUUAUUUUUUUAAAUGAAAUAUGUUUGUUUUGGGGACAGGCAUGAUUUAGGCGACCUUAGUUACUGAAUAAUUUCUUCACUGUUGUAUAGGAGGGAACGGAGGGUUGGGAGACAUUCUGCUCAUGGAGCAAAUAGUCGAAACGAUGCAGUCCAGUCAGAGGAAACAGGCUGUCUGUGUACACUUCAUUACUAUCUUUCAUCUUUCUUUUGGAGUUUGAUUUCGUUUCUAUUGCAUUUCAUUGUCUUUGUGUGAUCUAAUUGGUAGCAAAAAGUCAAAAGUGCCAGGUCCAUAUAACAUAUUUGGAGUUUGUUUUUUUGUUUUUUUUUUACUGUCGGGAAAUUCAUUUUAAAUACUGACGGAAUGAAUCUGGCCUCCAAAAUGACAAACCAAAGUAUGUCCUUGGAACUACUAUACUUCCAACUGCAAUAAAUAGCCUAUGGAGACCGAAUCAUAAACAAGGGGCACUUGCAAUGAUUUUGCCUGAUGUACUUUAGAUGACUGACAACUAAUUUUGCAGAUAGCUUUCUGUUUGAAAACAGCUGAAAUGUUCUUACAAUGUUUCAGCAAAGUUGUAGCAAAGUGUUGGCCAAGGAUUUUUAUUGAUGCAAACAAAGCGUGAACAGACGCUUCCAGCACUUGAAGCCUCCUGCUGUCCUAUGUCACGUGAUCAUGAAGGACAAUCAUAACCUGUAAGUGAUGGCAGUUUAAAACAGAUCUAAUCUAAAAUAUUUCCUCUUGUCACUUUUUUCUUCC